GUUCUCAGGAUAUUUUCCAAUUUAUCUCUGAAUGAGCGUUGCCUUUCAGCAUCAUUAGUCUGUAAAUAUUGGCGUGACCUCUGUUUAGAUUUUCAGUUUUGGAAGCAACUGGAUCUCAGUAGUCGCCAACAGGUCACUGACGAACUGUUGGAAAAGAUAGCAUCAAGAAGCCAGAAUAUUACUGAAAUCAAUAUUUCUGAUUGUCGCAAUGUAUCUGAUACAGGAGUACGCAUAUUAGCAAUUAAAUGUCCUGGACUCUUAAAGUAUACUGCCUACAGGUGUAAACAGCUUUCUGACACCUCUAUUAUUGCAGUUGCCUCUCAGUGUCCUCUUCUUCAGAAAGUGCAUGUAGGCAAUCAAGACAGACUCACUGAUGAAGGCCUAAAGCAGCUGGGUUCAAAAUGCAGAGAAUUGAAAGACAUUCAUUUUGGGCAAUGUUACAAGAUCUCAGAUGAAGGAAUGAUCAUUAUAGCUAAAGGCUGUCUGAAGUUGCAAAGAAUAUACAUGCAAGAAAACAAAUUAGUGACCGAUCAGUCAGUGAAAGCUUUUGCUGAACAUUGUCCUGAGCUGCAGUGUGUUGGUUUUAUGGGCUGCUCCGUUACAUCAAAAGGAGUCAUUCACCUCACAAAUCUAAGAAAUCUUUCCAGCUUGGAUCUACGUCACAUCACAGAACUGGACAAUGAAACAGUGAUGGAAAUAGUAAAGAGAUGCAAAAACCUUAAUUCCCUCAAUCUGUGUCUGAACUGGAUCAUUAAUGACAGAUGUGUGGAGGUGAUUGCCAAAGAAGGCCGGAAUUUGAAGGAGCUGUAUUUAGUAUCCUGUAAGAUCACCGACUAUGCUCUUAUAGCCAUUGGACGAUACAGCAUGACAAUAGAGACAGUGGAUGUUGGAUGGUGCAAAGAAAUCACAGACCAUGGAGCCACCCAAAUUGCACAAAGCAGCAAGUCUCUCAGAUACUUAGGGCUGAUGAGAUGCGAUCAGGUGAAUGAAGCCACAGUGGAGCAGCUCGUGCAGCAGUAUCCACAUAUAACCUUCAGUACCGUACUACAGGAUUGCAAGAGGACAUUGGAACGGGCUUAUCAAAUGGGCUGGACACCCAAUAUGUCUACUGCCUCUUAA
Molecule: messenger RNA, 1119 nt
Organism: Opisthocomus hoazin
Lineage: Eukaryota; Metazoa; Chordata; Aves; Opisthocomiformes; Opisthocomidae
Source: RefSeq, a predicted model, not a curated record